UCGAGAGCACCGAUGGUUUGAUGUUAUUUACUCAGCCCCCGUCGCAACGAGACAGAGAAGAACAGCGCCUGAGAGUCCUGAAGAGACUAUCACUGUCCAAACGGAGGUCUCCUCAGGAGAAUCUGCUGCGCGUGCUCCACGUCGGUCCGGCAGGGCAAGGAGACCACCUCGCCGUUAUGUCUGAGUGA
Molecule: messenger RNA, 188 nt
Organism: Aspergillus pseudoviridinutans
Lineage: Eukaryota; Fungi; Ascomycota; Eurotiomycetes; Eurotiales; Aspergillaceae
Exons: 1
Source: RefSeq, a predicted model, not a curated record